CAGCUUGGCUUGUAAAAAGUCCUCUACUUUUCUUACACUCUUCACUGUUUUAGUGUCUACUCUCUCUCUUCCAAAACAUUCCACCGUCCUCUCUCUCUCCUAAAAAUGAAUUCACACCACAAUCCCACCACCACUACCACCACCAACACCACCAAGAACAACCACUAACUUCCCCUCUUUCUCUCUCCUAAAAUAAAAAUGGGGUGUACAGCCUCAAAACUCGACAACGAAGACACAGUCCGCCGCUGCAAAGAACGUCGCCGUCUAAUCAAAGACGCCGUCUUCGCUCGCCACCACCUCGCCGCCGCACACGCCGACUACUGCCGCUCUCUCCGCAUCACCGGCGUCGCACUCUCUGACUUCGCCGCCGGCCAACCACUUCUAGUCGUCUCCCCUUCUACUCCAUCUGUUCUCAUCCACUCUCAACCUCAUAAAUCCCCUUUUUCUCCAACCACCGCAGGUUCGAAUCUCCCUCCAAUCAAAACAACUCAUCAUUAUAAUUAUAAUCAUCAACAACAACAACAACCUCCUCCACCGCCGGAAUAUUCUCCGACGAUCGCGGGUUCGAAUCUUCCUCACAUCUUAUCAGCUUCAAGUGUUAAGAAAUCCACUCAUAAUAAUCAUAGUAGUGGUGAAAUUCAUGAGAAAAUUAGGGUGAAAAAGGGUAUGAAAUUACCACACAUUUUAUCGGAUUCAAGUGUUUGUUCUUCUACACCGAAAUCUUUUUCUGGGAAAUUUGAUUUUUUUCAGGCGGAGAAAGAAAAAGAAAAAGAAACGAUGACGACAACGUAUGUGGGUGUUCCUCAUUCAAAUUACUCUUCUACCCCUUCUCAAACUUCUUCUGUAUGGAAUUGGGAUAAUUUUUACCCUCCUCCUUCUCCUCCUGCUUCUGAAUUCUUCCAUCCUUCCCCUAAAAACGUAUACCAAGGGCAGAAUCGUCAUUUGGGUGGUAACCAAAUAGAGGAGAGAGAAAGAGAAAGAGAGAGUGAGAGGGAGGAAGUUCAUUGUAGUGAAUGGGGUGAUCAUUACAGUAGUACAACUUCAAAUUCUGAUGAAGAAGAAGAAGAAGAAGAGGAUGAAGAUAAUGAUGGAGAUGGGGAUGAUGAGAGAGAAACAAGAUCAGAGAUUUCUGAGCUUCGAACUCGGUCUCAUUUCGGGUCUUCCUCCGUUAGGAGUGAGCCUGUGGGACCGCCCCCGCCAUUGAAGAAGGUGGAGGAGAUGUCUGAGGAUGCUGCUUCGUCGUCGUCUAGGAGCUGGAAGAAUAAUGGUAGGGAGGUUUGUGGGAGUGAAGAAAUGAGGAUUGUUGUAAGGCAUAAAGAUCUUCAGGAGAUUGUUAACUCACUUAGGGACUAUUUUGAUAAAGCUGCUGCUGCUGGGGAUCAGGUUUCUGAGAUGUUAGAGACCGGUAGAGCUCAGCUCGAUCGUAGUUUUCGACAGUUGAAGAAAACUGUAUAUCAUUCAAGUGGGGUGUUGAGUAGCUUGAGCUCGAGCUGGACUUCAAAGCCUCCACUAGCGGUGAAGUAUCGGCUUGAUACCAGUACAUUGGAAACAACAGGAGGUUCUCAAAGUCUUUGCUCAACAUUGGAACGACUUCUAGCAUGGGAGAAGAAGCUUUAUGAAGAAGUCAAGGCUAGAGAAGGUGUCAAGAUUGAGCAUGAGAAGAAAUUAGCAACUCUUCAAAGUCAGGAAUAUAAAGGUGAUGAAAUUAAGUUGGACAAAACAAAAACUUCGAUAAAGAAGCUACAGUCUCUCAUCAUUGUGACAUCCCAAGCUGUCAAUACAACAUCAUCAGCCAUCGUUGGUCUCAGGGACAGUGAUCUUAUCCCACAACUUGUUGAACUCUGUCACGGGAUGAUGUACAUGUGGAGAUUGAUGAAUCAGUUCCAUGAAGUUCAGAACCAUAUAGUGCAGCAAGUACGUGGUCUCAUUAACCGGCUAGUGAAAGGAGAUUCAACCUCUGAACUUCAUCGGCAAGCAACUCGGGACCUAGAAUCCGCGGUCUCUGCCUGGCAUUCGAGUUUCUGCCGCUUAAUCAGAUACCAACGAGACUUCAUCCGCUCUCUUCAUGGUUGGUUCAAGCUAACCCUCCUUCCUGUUGAAAAAGAAUCCACAAACAUGAUGCCGGAGUCCUCGGAUGCAUAUCCCUUUUUCGACGAGUGGAAGAAUGCCCUCGACCGCCUUCCUGAUACCGUCACGUCAGAAGCCAUCAAAAGUUUUGUUAAUGUUGUUCAUGUGAUAUCAUUGAAGCAAACUGAGGAAUUUAAGAUCCAAAAGAGAACAGAAACGAUAUCGAAAGAGCUUGAGAAGAAAGCUUCUGGUGUCAGAGUUCUCGAGAAGAAGUAUUACAACUCUUAUUCUAUGGUUGGGCUUGGUUAUCCAGAUGCAGGACCCGAGAACGGACAGGUACUUGACGCACGUGAUCCAUUGGCCGAGAAAAAAGCCGAGCUACAAGCAUGCCAAAGGCGAGUAGAAGACGAGAUGAUGAAACAUAGUAAAGCAGUGGAGGUAACUAGAGCAAUGACUUUAAACAACAUACAGACAGGGUUGCCGGGAGUCUUUCAAGCAUUGACGAGUUUCUCAUUGUUAUUCAUGGAGGGACUCGAGGCAGUUUGUACACGCUCCUACGCGAUAAAAUAGAAAGAAGAAACACUUAAUAUCGCUUUUGGCUUUUUUGGGGGAUAUUUUUUGGCAUUAAGGUAAGGUAAGGUAAGCUAGGAGAGGGCUGGGAAUUUUUUUUGGCUGUGGCCCUUCUUUUGUUUCCCUUUCUGAAAGGGUGUUGUAUUGUCUGUAGCUGUUUGUUGUAGAUAUGUGGAAUUUUGAAAGUUCAUCUUGAUGAUAUAUUGGUUGAGGGACAGGAAAUGCCCUCUUGUACAGGGAAUUGCUUAUACUUUAUUAUGUUUGUUGUCUGGUCUUUACAUAUUCAAUAUUUAAUCAAUAAAUGACCUUCGACUUCUUUUGCAA
Molecule: messenger RNA, 2961 nt
Organism: Beta vulgaris subsp. vulgaris (sugar beet)
Lineage: Eukaryota; Viridiplantae; Streptophyta; Magnoliopsida; Caryophyllales; Amaranthaceae
Exons: 4
Coding region: 199-2637 (812 amino acids)
Source: RefSeq, a predicted model, not a curated record